Messenger RNA from Exserohilum turcica Et28A, 1389 nucleotides. RefSeq lists its product as uncharacterized. NCBI's taxonomy places the organism in Eukaryota, Fungi, Ascomycota, Dothideomycetes, Pleosporales, Pleosporaceae. The annotation marks the transcript as partial. The record is from RefSeq and is a predicted model, not a curated record. The transcript has a single exon.
AUGCCCCAGUGGGGAAGACCACCAGGGGGCUCGUCGGGUGUGGGGAGAUACUACGAGGGGGUGGUCGACGAUGUGUAUAGAUUUCAAGAUUUGGGGAGCGACGAGGAGGAGCUGGACGGUGUUGUAAUAGACGGGGUGCUUCAACCGGCUUUGAAUGGCAAGAGGAUCAAUCCAGACGAGCUUUACUUUAAUGAUAUGGAUAUUAGGGCGUGGGAGAGCAGGACAUCGGCGUUGGAGGAGCCUACCCAUGGGCGUGUGCAUGGCCGUCGAGGCUAUCAAGAAGAGCACUUUGGCGGGGCGGGCAACACGAUACCGUCUGCGGAAACCGAGGAAAGGCUUUUCCAGCGGGUGCUUGACAAGAUCCGGGUAGCAAGAGCAGCAGGGAAUACAGAUGUUUCACUCAGUGCAGAAGAACUCGACGCAUAUCAAUCACGGCUUUACGGUGCACGAGCCUCUGCGGUACGUCCCGAGCCGGAGCCUCGACCUACCAGUGUCAGUGUCAGUGCCAGUACCAGUGCCAGUGCCUCAGUGCCCAAUGAUACUGCUAGUGUCAUGAGUUAUGAGACGACUGGGAAGCAUGGUGCUUCUUCGUCGCGCUCCAAGAAGAGCCAGCCACGAACGUCGAUGUUCGGCUCCAAGGCCAAGAAAGAAAGGCGACAUAGUGGCCACCGACGCACGUCGACCAACUCGACGACGGAGAGUCACGCACUAGCACCUGGCUUUGUUGUUCCUGGUGCAGAUGGACAAGGCAUUUAUGCACCGAUUAAUGCAUACGAGGGAAGCCUGGCCCGCGACCAGAGGCCUCUGCGUGCAGCAUCCCGUCGGGCGUCUGACACAAGCCACCAUGCAGCAGCGGCUCCGAAUGACACCUCUCCAAGAAACAUGCUCGGUUCGUUUCCGGAGUCAGAGUACGAUUAUGGGCCUUCAACGCCUGCAUGGGAGGAGCAGAAGUCAGUGUCUCGACCAUCUGUCGACUCGGCCAGUGUCCCACUUGGGUCUCGCAGUGGGCCACCGUCGAUAGCAUCGUCACGUCUCGUGCCCUUUCCGGUGGAGCCUUAUCAGUACCACCAGUUCAGCACGUCCUCUUCCUCGCUAUCACCCACUUCGCCGCAACCACAGUACACUCGCAGAAUGAGCUUGAGCCCGUCAGAAGCCAGCUAUACGUCGGUACCACGACGCAUCCCUGCAGCAUCCCCAGGAUAUCCGCCGGUGCCGGUGCCGUUGCAGCGAGUGACAGAUGGCGGGACUGGGCAGGGCCGAGCGAGCGACCCGCCUCUGGGCACGCAGUCAUAUGGCGCCGGGGUGCCAGUGCAAGGACAGCAAAGUGCAACGGGCAGUGGAAGUGGACGCGGAGGAGAGAAGAGGCGCUCAGGAGGGAAAGGCAGGAAG